Molecule: messenger RNA, 3250 nt
Organism: Dermacentor albipictus
Lineage: Eukaryota; Metazoa; Arthropoda; Arachnida; Ixodida; Ixodidae
Source: RefSeq, a predicted model, not a curated record
AUGAACCCUGAGCGAGACGGGAACCGCCGAACAGCAAGGGCUCUGGCCCUCCACAAACAGUGUGGCAAGGACCAUGAGGUGGUCUACGUGGACGCAGCGGAAUAUACGUCAGGCUCCCGUAUGGCCCUGGCGGUAGCUGACAAUCGAGCAAAGCUUCUAACCUCCAGUUCAAUCAUGACCAAUUCCACCACAGAGGCAGAAGAGGCAGCCAUCGCGCUUGCUCUCAUCUCUUCAUCUGCCACCAAAAUUAUCACUGACUCCAAAUCCGCCAUUCUCAACUAUGCCAAUGGCUACAUAUCCCGCACCGCUGCGCGCUUACUACGCGUCUGGCAACCCCGGCGCCGCAUAACCCUAAUCUGGACGCCAGCACAUGCUGGCGUCCCCGGCAACGAGGGGGCUCACUCCUUCGCCCGAGGUCUCACAUUCCGGGCAGUGGGAGCCGAGCCCCCUGUACGGGCUGGGGAGUGCCUGCUCUCCUUCCGUGAUAUUCUCUCGUACUACCGGGACAAACGAAGCUACACCAAGAUCUCAGAGCGCAUUCGACGCAGCGCACCAGGGGAGUUCCAGUGUCAGGUGUUUUGCGGCGGCGCCCAGUGCAAGUACGAGGCGGGUGCUGAUUGGCCGGCACAGGAUUGCGCCAUUACUGGCCUCUACUCUCAUUGGAUCACCGACGAUAUCCUGGCGAUGGCGAGGCCAAACACGGAGGCCAUCUUGCGCUACAACAUCAUACAACAGUUCAACGACCACGGCAUUCGGUCCGUCUUCAACCUGCAGCUGCCCGGGGAGCACGCCCACUGCGGCAAUCCGCUCGAGAGCGGAGGCUUCUCCUACGACCCGCAGGACUUCAUGGACAACGGAGUGUUCUUCUACAACUUCGGAUGGCGCGACUACGGCACCCCGAGCAGCCUGGCGCUGCUGGACAUGGUGAAGGUGAUGGCGUUCGCCCUCACCGAGGGCAAGGUGGCCGUCCACUGCCACGCGGGCCUGGGCAGGACGGGCGUCCUGGUGGCCAGCUACCUGGUGUUCGCCCUUCGUUGCCGGCCAAAUGACGCCGUGCGCUUCGUGCGACUCAAGCGCCGUGGCUCGGUGCAGACGCAGAGCCAGAUCGACUGCGUCCAGAAGUUCGCGCAGUUCGUGCUGCCGCUGCUCGUCGUCUACCCCAUCGUGCCUACCAAGGCUACAGAUUUCACCCUCAUUCAGUACCUAGCCAAACAGCGAAAAGUCAUGCAUGGUACGGAGGCGAGGCAUCUGAGGUACAUUCCAAAGAUCUUGUACGCCCUCUGCGAGAGGCUACUCAGGCUGAGUCAGUCCAAGGGUACGCUCAGCACGAGCAGCGUGAAGAGUUCAUCGAGUAGCAGCAUCAGCAGCCGGAGCAGUUCCAGCACGACGGCCGGUUCCACGUCCAGCAUGGCCAGCACGGCGCGGUGUCCCAGCUUCGAGCUGUCGGAGCUGGACCCCUUCUGGAACUACUUCCUCUCCUCCACCGUGAGCCACGACCGGUGGCGGCCCACGGCCCUGAGCGAGCGCGGCGACUCCGCGGCAACGAGCGGCUCCUCGGUGGCGACGACCGCCGAGGACAUCCUCACCCCGUCUCCCGACGAUGACGACGACGACGAGGAACCGUCGGACACGGACGCUGUCCUGGACUCCCUCCUGAUCGCCGGCCUCGCCGGUCUCUUCGCGUCGACGCCCAAUAGCCCGGAGUUCAGCAGCUACGAGGACGAAGAGUUCGAAGCCAGCGAGGUGGGCUGCAGCAGUCAGGACGACGAGACCCUGACCGAGAACGCCUGCUUCAAGGAGCUGUCGUCGCAGAAGGAGCUACGGGCACGACGAGAAGACGAAGCCGGGUGCUCGUCGGUGGCCCUGUCCCCAUCGGACGUAGCCUCGGCGCUGCUUCUGGAGCACAAGCUCCUGGGAGCCGCGUACUUGGCUCGGCUGCGGAAGUACCAGCGCGAGCUGAACACCAGGGGCACCGCGUGGGCCAAGGUGAGCGUCGAAGAGGACCCCGUGAUCCUGGCGGGCCUUCUCUGGUUCUGGCUGGACGAGCUGAAGGAGCCCGUGCUGAGCAAGCAGGAUUUGACGUCGGUCGUCGUUCGGCCGACGAACCCCGUCGCCGUUCUUCAGAAGCUGAACAAGGCGACCCGCUUCACGACCGAGUACCUCGUGAGAUUCGUGGCGCGGCUACAGCUGCCCACACCGGUGGAGAGGCGCAACGUGAUACGACGGCUGACCAGCGCGCUGUGCCACCAGACGCUGUCAAUCGACGGCAUCCAGCGUCCGGCCGUGGCCGGCUGGGCCAAGAUGCGCACCGGCACCGCUGCGCGGGCCACCGAGUUCAUGGAGGUGCUGCACGACGCCGUGAUCGCGGACCCGCCCUCCGUGAGCCACGCCACGCCCACGCAGAAGCAGAACGGGACUCUCACCAACGGUGCUUCCACUUCUGCGGACAAAAAAAACUUUCGCGGAAUCAACAUCAUGGCGUCGGCGAUCGCCAGGUAGCGGCGGACGCGACUGCACACUCCCGAUGCAUGGUCAGCUGAAACGGGCCAAGCUUUCUUGUCCGUGGAACGCUUUCGCGCGCCUCCGGUUCAAAGGUCGAAGCCUCCAGGAGCUGCCGCUCGAGGAUGGUGUAUUAAACGCAAGUGCCGAUGCUGCGACUGAACUCUCAUGCCGUUUAUUGAUGAUGAAGACUUCGAGCGAGCGGAUCCUUGUUGUGUGGAGGUUCACGGGGAGCUUCGUUGGCUGCGAGACCUUGCACGUGAACUACCGAGUAUCACUUAGCACGUGACGAUGUUACAAGUACCUUCAUUUUUGGUCUACCAGAUCCACGACUACAUGCGUUUGGGCCGUUCUUGUACAUUAGCGUUCGCAUUCCCACUGUUCCGAAAAGCCAAUGUUUUCUAUUUAAUAUUGUUGUUAAGCUUAUCCGUACUCAGGCUUCCGAAAAAAACGUGCCGCAGGAGACCUAGCAAAGUGAUAGAAAGUUUGAGGCACAUUACAGAAGGCAUUAUGGACGUUUUCACUAAGGUUGAUUCGUCACGCGAGUGGUACUGAUCGCGGCUAAAAGGUUCUUUUUUUUUACCGCGCUGUUAUUUUCAUGACUUGCUCUCACAUGUAAUCGCGGCUUUUGAUGACUUAUUUUAGUUGUACUACGCCUUGAAGAGAAGGCGACGUAUGGAGUCGCAUAUUUACAGAAGUGAGUGUCUGAUUAAUGGUAUACUUUCCGUUGCAAAUAUACCUUAAACCAUUU